Messenger RNA from Fusarium oxysporum Fo47, 2460 nucleotides. RefSeq names its product LysM peptidoglycan-binding domain-containing protein. The transcript has 6 exons. NCBI's taxonomy places the organism in Eukaryota, Fungi, Ascomycota, Sordariomycetes, Hypocreales, Nectriaceae. Bases 1 to 2460 code for a protein of 819 amino acids. The record is from RefSeq and is a predicted model, not a curated record.
AUGCGGUCUAUCGCCUUGCCAUUGCUCUUUUGCUGGACCUUAUUCCCCGCUGUUCUCGCCCAGGACAGCAAGCCAGGUGUUCCAGUCCAUCCUAGCCAGCCGUCCAACUGUAUUGCCUGGCAUACCGUCAAGCAAGGCGACGACUGCGAGACCGUUCCCAAGAAGUACUACAUCACCAAAGAAGAGUUCCUAGCUUGGAACACAGCAGUCUCGAAAGACUGUUUGACCAACUUCUGGCUGAAAUACGCCUACUGUGUCAGAAUUGAUGGUACUUCGGCUAUUUACACAUCCGCUCAAUCGACAGAGACGAGCAAGACUACUGUCACAACGAAGUCGAACGAUCCAACCUCCCCCACUUCCAAGACUACAUCGACAAAAGAUACCUCAUCAACCAUAAGAACAUCAAGCAAGCCAACAUCGGGCACUACUUCUGAGUCUGUCGUCACUACUUCAGUUAAUACGACGUACUCUGUUCGCAAUCCCGUUUCAACCUGGAACAUCACCACUCCCACCACCGAUGUCACUUGGCCUCCCAAAGCCACUCAGUCUGGGCAGCCCAAGGACUGCAACAAGUGGCAUCUUGUCAGCGGCCGCCAAAGCUGCCAAGAUGUUCUCAAUGUUCACAGUUCCUUGAUGAAAAAGGAAGAUUUCUUCAAGUGGAACCCUGAAGUCCAUGAGGACUGUUCGGGUCUCUUUGUUGGCUACUGGUAUUGUGUUGGAGUCAAGCUCAACACUACGAACAAUCUCGAAUGGGAAACAUCUACUCCUCCAUUUACUCCUCCUCCUGAACCAACCUCGUAUACGCCCACAAAACUCACGCCCGCAAAUUCUGACUUUACGCCAACUCCAUCUCAUGGUCCGAUGCCAACAGACUGCAUCCACUAUCACCAAGCUGAAGCCGACGAGAGCUGUCGCGAUGUUCUCAAAACAUACAGCUACUUAUCCAAAGAUCAAUUCUUCAAGUACAAUCCAGUGUUGAAGAACAACUGCGACGGUCUUUGGAAAGAUAACUGGUACUGUGUUGGCGUCAAGAGUGAUCUUCUCAUGCCCCCAACUGUUACUACAACCCCCAGUGAUAUUCCCAGUGGGAGUCCCAAGGACUGUAAGGCAUGGUACUACACUACCGGUGGGGAAUCAUGUGAGCAGUUGGCCAACAUGUUCGGGACAUUUAGUGCCGAUGAGUUUAUCUCGAUGAACCCAGCGGUCUUUGAAGACUGUAGCGACAUUGAAGACGAUACCUGGUACUGUGUUGCUGGCCCCGAUACUCCGACGACCAGAACCGCAGACUUGACAACGCCUACGCAGCCCGCAACAGCUAUGCCAACUCAGUCAAAUUUAGCGACUGAUUGCAAGGAAUACUGGCUCGUUUCUAAGAAAGAUACCUGCAGGUCCAUUCGAAGAGCCAACAGUAUCUCACUAGAGAAGCUCCUUGCUUGGAACCCAGCUUUGGGCAGUAAAUGUAGUGGGUUGAAGCCUGAUUCUUAUGUUUGUUGUAAAGCCAGUCGUCGAAUACAAUGGUUUCUGAUAAGAAAUCUAGGCGUAGAUAGGAGUCAGCCAGAGCGCUGGCAAUGGAAGGGCUGCAUAUGCCAUCGACUCCCGCCACCGCAAUAUUGCCGGGACAAGACUGUCCCAGAUUGGGAACAGCCUGCUGACGACUUUUGCUGCGAAGUCGAGUCGCAUCAUUGCGAGCUGUGGGUCAAAACUGUCGGAGAUCCGAAAUGCUGCUUCAUUGGGGUUAUGGGAUGGCUCUUGACCUGCCGCCAAGCAUACAUCGAAGGAACUGAGGUCCUUUACGGCACAAACACUGUUCAUAUAUCAAGCAAGCCUCUUCUUACCAACUUGAGCAGACUAAUUCCUCCGCGAAGUCUAUCGCUGAUAUCCUCACUUGAGGUUGUGUUCUGGCUUGAAACUUAUGAACAACAAGGGAAAGCAUUUCCAAACCUACAACAAUUAGAAAAGGAUCUACUCAUCCUAGAUACACACUUUCCUAGUCUCCUGGGCCUUCAUCUCGGGCUACGACUCGACCUUCCUAUUAUAGAAGAUACCAGGACGAACAUCAAGAGAAAACCUGCAUAUGUCUUGGAUAUGCUCCAAUCGAUAGACGCGUUCCUCAAACGGCGGUGUGACAAGCCUGAGUUUGGUCAUCUUCGUGACCCUCUUUUGCUAUCCAUCUCGCAGUCUGCAUACAAAGACUUUCAAAACGAGGUGCGUCACAACGAUCAAUAUUAUGUUAGGAAGAGUGGUGUUCAAGUCUGGCGACCCUUGUCGCCUGGGCCAUUUGUGUUGGACGAUAAGGGAGAUAUAUGCAAUGCAACAGCAAGUAAUGGAUACUGGAUUUGGGGAGACUAUGAGGAUAGUGGUCCUAAUAAGAAGGUUAGGGAGAAACAGGGCCACCUUUUACUCCGUUCAAAAGGUCAGGGGCCAUAUUGGGAACAACGAGAAGUUAAAUGCCGACAGUGA